ACAAUAUAUACACUUUUAAAUAGGCCUCUCGCCAAAAAUAUACCCAUUCGGAUUGCACCUUCAUAAGAUAAUAAAAACAUGAGGGAUACAGUCGUGCCUAACGUCGAUAAGGCGUUUCUUUUGGCAACCAUACAGCAGAGUAAGCGACUUGACGGUCGUGGUGUAUACGACUACCGUAAGGUCAAGCUGACCUAUGGCAAAGGCUUUGGCAAUGUAGAAGUGCAACUCGGCAGAUCGAGAGUACUAUGUCAGAUAUCGGCUGUUGUUGUACCUCCCAAUGAAGACCGUCAGCAUGAGGGUAUAGUGGUGUUCAAUACAAACUUAGCUCAGAUUGCAGACCCGCAGUAUGAGCCGGGGCGUCCUUCAGCGUUGGCUAUUGAAGUCGGUCGAAUCAUUGAGCGGGGCUUGAAAGAGAGUAGGGCGAUAGAGAAGGAAGGGUUGUGCAUUGUUGCUGGUGCUAAGGUAUGGCAAUUGACCAUAGAUACAACCAUCCUGGACAAUUGUGGGAACGUCAUCGACUGCGCGUCAAUAGCUGUCAUGGCGGCGCUCAGACACUUCCGACGACCCGAUGUCACGGUACAGGGUGAAACCGCUACUAUACACACACUCACAGAGAAAGAACCCGUGCCGUUAGGGUUACAACAUAUACCCUUUGCAAUCACGUUCGGGUUUUUUGACGGGGGCAAGUAUACACUGGUGGAUACCAGCUUAGAAGAGGAGCAUGUGAUGGAGGGGAGACUGACGCUUACGUUAAAUACGCACAGGGAAGUGUGUGCCAUACACAAGUGUGGCGGCGCUCCUUUGCUACCUGACCAGAUCAUCCGGUGUGCGAAGAUCGCCGCUGUCAAAGUUACUGAAUUAAGCGAUCUGCUCACAGCGGUGCUUGAUGAGGCAGGCGCUGGUAUAAGCAAUCCUCUGCCGGAUAAGCGGUCGGCGCGGACCAUUGGCGAACAGAAUACCCAUAUAAAAGUAGUAACAAAGGAAGAGAAAAUCAUCGACUUAGCGAAAGACUUGGCGUCAGAAACGACCACCACCACGCAGCAGGACACACUGAACAGCGCGAUGAGUGAAGAUGGUAGUGAGAGUGAGGCUGAGAGUGACAGUGAGAGUGAUAGUGAAGAGGAGGAGACCACGAUGGUCUUGACCGGGAUAUAGCACAUUACUCAAUAUUAAAAAUCAUGCAACUUAUGACUGGCGGCUGGGUAUUACAUUUACUUUACGACUGAUAUAGAGAGGGGAUAUAGAGCAUUACUCGAUAUUAAAAUUCAUUCAACUUAUGACUGGCGAGUGGGUA
Molecule: messenger RNA, 1294 nt
Organism: Sphaeroforma arctica JP610
Lineage: Eukaryota; Ichthyosporea; Ichthyophonida
Exons: 6
Coding region: 79-1155 (358 amino acids)
Biological process (GO): nuclear polyadenylation-dependent mRNA catabolic process; nuclear polyadenylation-dependent rRNA catabolic process; TRAMP-dependent tRNA surveillance pathway
Cellular component (GO): cytoplasmic exosome (RNase complex); nuclear exosome (RNase complex)
Source: RefSeq, a predicted model, not a curated record